AUGGCCUCUGGUGCAGGCAAAUCAACAGCUCUCGUCUUUCUAACCGCGAACGUUAUCCUCUACUUCAUAAUCAUCGUCUUUUCAUCGUGGGCCGUCAAUCAUGGCAUCGAACAAUCUCGUUACACGGUCAUCUUCUCGCUUUUAGCCGGGGUUGUCGGAUUUACGACAUCAAUUACCGGCAUUUAUAACGUGAAACAAUGGAAUGCUCCAAAUCUACAUGCAGCUGCUUCAUCUUCUCUUGUGGCAUGGUUACUCACACUUCUUGCCAUGGGGGUGGCCUGCAAUGAGAUAUCUAUAGGCUGGAUAGAAUCAAACUUAAGAAUAUUGGAGAUAGCAUUGAUUUUUGUGAGUGUAUCUCAUCUAUUCAGCACUGUUGCUAUCCACAUUGGUGUUGCUGAUGUAGUUGCUUCAACCACUCCUAUGAUCAUUUAA
Striga hermonthica is the source of this 432-nucleotide messenger RNA. The record is from the annotation of a GenBank genome assembly. NCBI's taxonomy places the organism in Eukaryota, Viridiplantae, Streptophyta, Magnoliopsida, Lamiales, Orobanchaceae.